Messenger RNA from Branchiostoma floridae (Florida lancelet), 4532 nucleotides. RefSeq names its product sex comb on midleg-like protein 2. NCBI's taxonomy places the organism in Eukaryota, Metazoa, Chordata, Leptocardii, Amphioxiformes, Branchiostomatidae. The record is from RefSeq and is a predicted model, not a curated record. Gene Ontology annotation, biological process: regulation of DNA-templated transcription. The transcript is spliced from 17 exons. Bases 195 to 1928 code for a protein of 577 amino acids. Gene Ontology annotation, cellular component: nucleus. Gene Ontology annotation, molecular function: protein binding.
CCCAGGGCACCUGUCCCAUCUGUGACAAGGUCGUGAAGAACCCCGAGACGCUGGAGGUCGAAGGUGAGGUGAAGCGGCUGUGCAGCCGGGACUGCCUGGCGUUGUUCCAGCGCCGCGUGGAAGAGAAGAGCGAAGGGAAGGACAAGGAAGGUCGUCCGCACAAGCCGCGGGGGCGACACCCAACACCCGUCAACAUGUACUCUCAGGGUAACCAUGAUCCUUACUCACCCGUCAACAUGUACUCUCAGGGUAACUUCUCCUGGGGGGAGUACCUGCGUGAGACGGGCGCGGUGGCAGCUCCGCAGCACUGCUUCAAACAGAGAGCCCGUGUGAUACCGGGGGCCGACAAGGCCGUUUACCCACCUCCGAAUGAGUUCAAGGUCGGGAUGAAGCUGGAGGCGCGCGACCCUCGGAACCUGUCCUCCACCUGCGUUGCCACGGUGAUCGGGAUGCAGGGCCCGAGGCUGCGACUGCGGCUGGACGGCAGCGACGAUAAAAACGAUUUCUGGCGUCUGGUGGACUCGAACGACCUGAAGCCGAUCGGCACCUGUGAGCAGCAGGGCGGGCUGCUGCAGCCUCCGCUGGGUUUCCGGAUGAACGCCUCGUCCUGGCCGAUGUUCCUGCUGAGAACGCUGAACGGAGCAGAGAUGGCUCCUGCCAGGAUAUUCCAGAAGGAGCCCCCCUGUCCCAAGUCCAACGCGUUUGAAGUCGGGAUGAAGCUGGAAGCAGUCGACCGUAAGAACCCGCAGCUGAUCUGUCCGGCCACGAUCGGCGCGGUGGACGGGAAGAGAAUCCACGUGACGUUCGACGGGUGGCUCGGCGCGUUCGACUACUGGUGCGACUACGACAACAGGGACAUCUUCCCGGUGGGCUGGUGCGCGCUCAGUGGACACAACCUGCAGCCCCCGGGGAACAAAGUGAGUGCCGGGAUGCGCAGACCCAUCCCCCCUCCCCCACCUCCCUCCAGAGACAAGGACGCCAUGGCAACCGCCUCCUCCUCAGAAGGGAAGAGGAAACGGAAGUCGUCCUCACUGUUCCAGGGCGACUCUGACGCGGCGAGCGACACGUCUUCUGUACAGGACAAACCUCCGUCUCCUAACGUUACCGUGGUGGAGCCGGACACAAGCACGCCUAGAACACUGUCCAUGUGUGUGUACACAAACUACGGCUGUGACACAGGGCCGUACCUGAACCCCCGUAAGCUAGUGGACCUGCCCUCCCAGUUUGGCCCCGCCCUGCCAAGUCACGUGAUGCGUGAGGUCACACAGGGGUGCAUCGACUGUGCCAUUCAGCAACGGGUGGUGUUCGGCCUCAUCAAGCAGGGACAGAGUCCGGGCAGGGUGGUGGUGUCAGCCACAGUCGGCGGCCAGACCCAGAGCUGCACCCUGCCCAGCUGUGAGACAGCGUCAGCAGUGCUGCGGUACCUCGAGCAGCUGUGUGAGCGGCUGGAGUGCUGUGAGAACCUCUUCUCCUCCACACCCAUGCAGGGGCCCUGCAGCAAGUGCACUAGGAGAGAUGAUCCGGAGGUCUCCGACAGCAGUUCUCGCCCUGCCACGAAGCGGCGGUGGUCAGCUGACUCGGGCGACGCCCACCACCCACCGAAGGCCCCGCGCAUGCAGCGAAGGGUCACCACAGAAGCCGCCAGUUCCACCACCACAGUAGUCGGAGCCGAGUAUCGCUCGUUCGAGAACCCGGCGCGCGGAGACCGGGACCCCGGCGACUGGAGCCUGGAGGAGGUGUUACAUUACAUCCGGCACGCCGACCCGGCGCUCGCGCAGUACGCAGAACUGUUCCGCAAACAGGAGAUCGACGGGAAGGCCCUGCUGCUCCUGAACAGUGACAUGAUGAUGAAGUACAUGGGCCUGAAGCUGGGGACGGCGCUCAAACUCUGCCACGUCAUCGACAAGCUCAAGACUGGCAAGACCUGAGCUCACCUGUCGUCAGGAGAGCUCACCUGUCCACACCUGUCGUCAGGAGAGCUCACCUGUCCACACGAGCGCCACCUGGGCUGUCCCAGGACCCUCCUGCGUCAUCCCUCCAUUCUGGGGUGGAAACCUCUGUCUGGAGAAAUGUAAAUUAUAUGUGGCCUCCGCCAGGCUCCACAGGUGGCUGGGAAAGUAGUAGAAAUGGGCCCAAUAGACAGAUAACUUACGAAAGCGAUAGCUGGCCGGGGAGAACAGUUGGUGACAGCAAACUCCUCUGGCAUGUUGUCUGUCUAUUUGGCCAGUUUCUCCUAUUUAUGCAGCAACCUGUGGAGCCUGGUAGAGUCUAGUUUAUAUGCAGUACACCCGAAGGUUUGAGUUCCGGUGCCUGCACAACGCAAUAGCAAAUAUUUUAACAGCUUAUCGAGUAGACCAACAUAGACCAAUUGUAUUGUUCUUAGGCUUGAAUCACCAUGUGAUGUUUUUAAUGAAAUACAUUGAACAAACCCUGUAGAAGGGAGCAUUGGUUAUUUAUAAUAAGUAAGUAAUCUAAUAUGCAGCUACAUUUGGCAGUUAAGUAAAGAAUGGCAAUAUGGCUUCGGCAGUGUUUGUAAUUGUAUAAAGUUGAUGGUUAAGAAAUUGUCAUGCAGUCAUGAUCACAACGUAGCGCCACAGAAAACACUGUGUCGUGUCAGCUAAGUUAUAUGUUAUACCUUUGCUCUAAGUGAUAUGUUAUACCUUUGUUCCAAGCCCAGUUUGUAAGUAUGACCACCAUGGUAAACCCUGGUUGAUAUCAGCCCUAUAUAUACAGCUUCAGCUAAGGCCAGUGAAUAACAGUGGGUUACAUGUACAUCAUGUAAACAUAGGGCAGUACAUGAUGUAUUGGGUACAUACAUCCAUGUUGGAGUCUUGCAGUAUAUAUUUUACAGGCAGCUUGAGUAAUAAGCACACAUGUUAUGUUUAUGUGCAUGUAGUACUAGUGUAGGUUUGUCUGCACUUAAUAAUCCAAAUAUCUCAAGACUUGGAUGAGAAAAAGGUGUAGCAAAGACUGGUUAAGGAUGUGAUGAAUGUGUGUAAAGUUGCAAUCUGUUUAAAGUAUCAAUCCCAGCAAAUCCGUGUAAUUCUUCUAGAAUGGGAAUUCUAAGUGUAGCAGUAAAACUUUAAUACAAUAAUGUGUACAUUUUUGCUACUGUUACAAGCUAUGGGACUGAUGGAUGUUACAAGUACUUCUUGUAGCAAUCCUGAGAGCAUGCAAAGAAAUGUUAAUAUUGAAGAUAACUUGCAAAUAUUGUCAAGUUUUGAAAUCCCCCAAACCACAAGAAAAUGGCAACCAAAACUGCUAGAGAGCUCUGUGUUCGGUACCCUGGUACUUACAGAUUGUGAAUGAAAAAUCAGCCAGUCUGGAUCAAUGUACAAAAUGUGGAAAUAUUUUAUCUUCUUGAAUGACCAGCUUUUGACUUGAUGUUGAAUAUUCUUGGAUCCAUUCAGUUUUCUGCCAGGUGAAAUAGACAGCACGGGAUGUGAUAAAUAUUAUCAUAUUUGUAAUAGAUUAAGGUUAGCUACAUUGAGGCCUGUUAUGAAGGGCUUCAGUGGAAAAGUUUUGUAGCCAUUUUACUGACAACACUCUGUGGUAGAGUAUAGCACAAAUCCGUAGACAAAAUAGUUGUGGAAAACCGUAACCAUAGAAAUUAUACUUCAAUCGUUUUUACUUUUUUUUCACCUUGCAGUUCUGGGCAAGUCAAAAAGUAGCCCAAGUUAUUUUACAAGAAGCUCACUUGUUAUCAAAGGGGUUAAAAUUUAGCACAAAUGUAAAGGCACAAAUCUUCUUUUCAUUUACAUUUUGCCAUAUUUCGACUCAUUCAGUGAAAAAAAUGAGAUUGUAUUGAAACAAAGGAAUUUACUUUUUGACUCCCCCUGUAAAUUUACCAGGACACUUCAGAUUGUGUCUUGCCCUAGCUUUGAGGCGGAGUUCGUGUCUUUGUGAUGUGUAUAUUGUAUUAUAUUGGGUGUGCCAAACGUUCUGACAGAAGACUGCCAUACAGGUAACCUAUAUGUAUGACUGCCACCAUACAGGUAUACAUGUGCAUGUAUAUGUACAGGUAACCUAUAUGUAUGACUGCCACCGUACAGGUAUACAUGUGCAUGUCUAUGUACAGGUAACCUAUAUGUAUGACUGCCACCGUACAGGUAUACAUGUGCAUGUAUAUGUACAGGUAACCUAUAUGUAUGACUGCCACCAUACAGGUAUACAUGUGCAUGUAUAUGUACAGGUAACCUAUAUGUAUGACUGCCACCAUACAGGUAUACAUGUGCAUGUAUAUGUACAGGUAACCUAUAUGUAUGACUGCCACCGUACAGGUAUACAUGUGCAUGUAUAUGUACAGGUAACCUAUAUGUAUGACUGCCACCAUACAGGUAUACAUGUGCAUGUAUAUGUACAGGUAACCUAUACGUACCACUGCCUCCAACCCUUGUUAAACUCCAGCUUUCUUGUACAUAAAAGUAGUUUGUGGGCAGACUCUGGAAGGUGAAGAACUCAACAUGAAUAAUCCUGCUGUAGUAAAACAUUACUGUAGUCUGUAGAACAACCAUUAAAAUAUCUCACCAUGU